This is a messenger RNA of Salvelinus sp. IW2-2015, 3797 nucleotides long. RefSeq names its product TELO2 interacting protein 1 (gene tti1). Lineage: Eukaryota; Metazoa; Chordata; Actinopteri; Salmoniformes; Salmonidae. Gene Ontology annotation, biological process: chromatin remodeling. The record is from RefSeq and is a predicted model, not a curated record. Gene Ontology annotation, cellular component: cytoplasm.
UUGUGUGACAGCCAGCUAGGACAGUCUUCAUUCAGUUUCAGUGCUGUAUCUCGAAAGGAGUUCGUCUCAGAUGUCCGUCACAAAAUAUUUACAAACAAAGUGAGUGACAUCUGUCUUCAAAGAAUGGACCAUCAGAUUGACGACCCAAAGCUUGCUUUUGCUUACCUCCGUCCAGCCUGUGUGCUCCUAACUCGUGAGCCCACGGUGGGCAAUGUGGAAACCCUGAGCACACAGCUGAGGCAUGUAAAUCAUGGAACUCUGCAGCAGCUGCAGGACUAUGUCCUUUUUCCUCUCCGCUUCAUCCUGAAAAUCCCUGGCCCCAAGGAUGGCUUGAUCCAGGCUGUGGCCGAGGCCAUGGGAUAUGUCCUGGAGAACACCUGUGUACGGAGCUGGGAGACGCUGAGGGACCUUCUCUCAGAGCUCUGCCUCUGCCUCUGCUCCCCCACGGACCCAGGGAAGCCAGCACCUACCUCAGAGGAGCUGAGAGCUGCAGUACUGAGGUGCCUGGAUGCUCUGCUCCAUGCAGCCUAUGGUGACGUGGUCUUCAAGCUGUUUGAGCCCAUCAUGCUGCCUGGCCUUGGGGCUGCUAUCUCCCUGCUGCUGGCACUGGGAGAGCAGGAGAAGUCCCGCACCGUGCAGGCUGCUGCUCUGAAAUGCCUGCAGGCCCUGACUCUCCAGUGUGACUGUUCUAUGGACCAUGUGUUGGUGGGUCAGAAGGAGAGGCGUAUCCUAGGCAGUACCAUGGCUUCUUUCUUACCUGGGAUCACCAUCGCUGUGAGCCGUGUGAUCACUGGCGAUAUGAGACAUGGACAUGCUGUCACAGUUAGGGCCAUUAAGGUGUGGUUCAAGACAGUGGGAUUGGUGAUGGCUGACGACCAGCUUCAGAACACAGGGACUGGGGAGAGACAGCUGUGGGAACUGGGGAGAGUAUGGGAGCUGGUAGUGCAGAGAACUCAGGACUGGGUGCGAAACACCUCUGGGAGGCUGGCCUUACUGUUAAAAAAGAUAAUCUCCUGCACCUCAGCCCAUCAGCACUGGAGAGUGAGGCUUGAGAUGGUGAACUUCUCAGACCACCUCCUGGCCAACUGUAGCUCCUCCCUGGGUGAGUGUGUGGGCCCCCUCCUGGAGGCUCUGGUGGGGGCUGUGAACGAUGAGGAGCCCACUGUGAGGGAGAGGUGUGAGGCUGCCCUGAGGGAGGUGGCAGAGAGGCAUCAGAGCUCAGAUAGUAACAACCAGGCCUUUACUGACGUGCUGUCAGAGAACCUCCACUCCCUGGCCACCUCGCUGCCGCGCCUCAUGAGGACGUCUGAUGACCAGCGUAAGGUGUUUGUCCUCAACGUGUUCCUGGGCUACCUCAAAAUCCUGGGCCCCAAGGUGAUAGUGGUACUCAACUCAGCGGCCCACCUCCAGCGGGUGUCCAAGGCCCUGAUGCAGGUGUUGGAGUUAGACGUGAUGGACGUACGCAUCGUGGAGGAGAGGAGCUCUGCCGUAACUGUGGAGACGGGGCCCGGACCACAUGGGGCACAUGCUCAGAGGAAGCACUUCCUCUACUUCACAGACGAAAGAAUCUUCUCCCUGCUCAAGGAGAUCUGCAGGGUGUUAGGUUACUAUGGGAACGUCUAUCUCCUAGUAGAUCACUUCAUGGAUCUGUACAAGGAGUCGUCAGUCUACAGGAAGCAAGCUGCAAUGGUGCUGAAUGAGGUGAUCACAGGAGCAGCAGGCAUCGGUGUGGCAGGAGGCCAGGAGAGGCAGGGAGUGCCCAGUCAGGAGGACCUGAAAGCAGUAGUAGAAUCCAUCAUAGAGGAGUACAUCUGCCUGAGCCACUGGCACCUGCCAACCCUUAUUGGUGAGGAGUCAGACAGAGGGGAACAGGAGCAGCAAACUCAGUUUAGUUUCUUCUCCAUAUCUAAUGGGGUUGAAGGGAAAGGGAAUCCCCUCCAGUUGGUCCACAAGAGCUCCACCAUCCACGAGCUGAACAGCAACAUCUGGCAGAUCUGCAUCCAGUUGGAGGGGAUAGGCUGCUUCGCCCAGGCCUUGGGGAUGGACUUCCGUCUCAUUCUGAUGACAUCACUGUACCCGGUUCUGGAGAAGGCCGGGGAUGAAACCCUGAUGGUCAGCCAGGCAGCGCUGGAUGCCAUGUGGGACAUCAGCCAGGCCUGUGGAUACGCCUCCCUGAAGGAGCUGAUCAAUGAGAACUCAGAUUACCUGCUGAACGACGUGUCUUUGAACCUCCAGAGGCUGGGUGUCCACCCCCAUGCCCCCAGGGUCCUCACCGUCAUGUUCAGUCACUCCGACCCCAGCCUGCUGCCUCUGGUGGGGGACAUAGUCCAGGACGUGCUGCUGGCUCUGGACAUGAGCUACGACGAGACAUCCCCUCUGUUCUGCACUGUACUGCACUCACUUAUGAAGGCUCUAGCGAGGUGGUUCCCCUCUAGUGUUGCGGGAACAAGUGACGCUUUGGGAACCAAGAAGGUGUGGCGUGAGCAGGACCAGCUGAAUGUGCGCCAGUUUCUCCUGGACUACCACAAACAGAAGGAGCUGGCAGUGGGCAUCGGGGCAGAGGAGGAGGGCACCGAGCACCCAGAGCUCCCGCCAAGCAUGGACUGUGAAGAGGAUAUGGAUGGUCCUGAUGUGAAAGUUGAGCUUCCAGCCCACAUCACCAUAGCUAAAGACGUCAUGGAGCGCUGCAUUCACCUGCUCUCAGACCCCAGCCUGAGACUCAGACUCAAGGUCCUGGAUGUGUUGGAACUGUGUGUGUGUGUGCUAAGUCAGAAGGAGAAUGAGCUACUGCCCAUGGCCCACCGCUGCUGGCCUGCCCUGCUGCUCAGACUUACUGCUGAUGACCCAUUAGCUGUCCUCCGAGCCUUCAGGGUUCUGUGCACAUUGGGGGAAACCUGCAGAGAUUUCCUGAGGAAGAGGGUGUCAAAAGAGGUGAUCCCCAAGCUGACUGCCUGGCUGUCCAAACAGGCGCCAGUGAGUGCCAGGGCUGGCCCAGUCUACAGCCACACCCUGGCCUACAAGUUACAGCUGGCUGUGCUGCAGGGCCUGGGGGCUCUCUGCCUUCAUCUGGACCUAGGGGACUCAGAUAUGGAUGCUGUAACUGAAUCCUGCCUGCCCUACCUCAGCUGCAGACAGCCACCCAAACUGCAAGAGGCCUGUCUGAGUGUCUUCCUCCGCCUAAUAGAAGUGGAUCCUGAUGCCUUCUGGUUGACUCUGAACGAGCUGUACUGUCCCUGCUCCUACAARCCGCCCCACCCUGACCUGCAGCCUGUGGAGCUAAGUGGGAUGGGCCUCCCGAGGAAUGAAUACACAGAUAAUGUCUUGAAACUCCUGGAGGACUUUGGCUUGCCUGAGGACACACAGCCAGCAGGGAUCCAGAUCCAGUGAGCUGCGCUGAUGAACAGUACCCCAGUCAUCCACCCGUCUGUCCCCAAGCAGAGAAAGGAACACUACACUGACGACAGCCUCAGGAGAGCAUAGCUUGUCCUAGUCUUCCCCCAACCUCUUUUCAGGGACUCUGCCUUGCAGACUUCAUCCUAUAGUUUAACAGUGACUUUGAAACACCAAAAUGUUAAGUGCUGAUUCUGUUCUGUUGUGUUGGUUAAGGCUGUACAUAUUCCAAUGUGCUGCCAAGGGAUGGACAAACGACCAGUAUUUUGAAUGUAAAGGAAAAAAAGUAUUAGUAAUUAAUAGUCCUCUUUUUAAUAAACAAUUACUGUUUUUUUUAUUAUAACAGAAAUGCAUUUUUCCUGACCUCUUCGUUGUAACUGCUUAGCCUUUCACACAAGUAGCUGUAG